ACUUUUGUGCUUAUUACAUUGCAUUUAUUGUAUAUUUGUAUUUUCAUUGUAUUUAGAUACUAUAUUUGUUGUACUUUUUUAUUGCACUGUGUAUGUUGUACUGUUUGCAUUUUGUCGUGUUUUGUAUUUUGCUACAUUUCAUAUUUUUGCUCGUUCUUUACUUCUCCACUUUAUAUUAUUUAACUUUAUCUCUUCCAUACUUUUUUGCUGUCCCAUUCAUGUUGUCCAUAUGUGCUGCAUUACUGUUUUUACUUUUGUAUGCUUCUCCAUUCACUUUGCUUAUCUGUUUACUAUUAUUGCUGACAUUGUAUGGUUUUUUUUCCUUUUGUUAGACGUUAUUUCGCAUUUUUUCUACUCACUUAACUUAUUUGUUUAUUGUCCAUUGCAUGUUUCUUUUUCUUAAUUUAACUUAUUUUAUCUUGCAUGUCUUUCCACUCAUUUUAUUUAUUUGUUCAUCCCUACUCUUGUUGCAGGCUUUUUUUUUGACUUACUUUGUUUUGCAUGCCUUUCCACUCACUUUA
Molecule: messenger RNA, 521 nt
Organism: Loa loa (African eye worm)
Lineage: Eukaryota; Metazoa; Nematoda; Chromadorea; Rhabditida; Onchocercidae
Exons: 2
Source: RefSeq, a predicted model, not a curated record